Molecule: messenger RNA, 4990 nt
Organism: Danaus plexippus (monarch butterfly)
Lineage: Eukaryota; Metazoa; Arthropoda; Insecta; Lepidoptera; Nymphalidae
Gene: Rim
Product: regulating synaptic membrane exocytosis protein 2
Exons: 16
Coding region: 417-3635 (1072 amino acids)
Biological process (GO): calcium ion-regulated exocytosis of neurotransmitter; regulation of membrane potential; regulation of synaptic plasticity
Cellular component (GO): cytoskeleton of presynaptic active zone; presynaptic membrane
Molecular function (GO): small GTPase binding; transmembrane transporter binding
Source: RefSeq, a predicted model, not a curated record
UUUGAAUGAUAAACUCAUUAUACUCGAAAUAACAUGUAAUAUUUGUUAUAUACAGUUUAAACAGGACUGGUGUUUUUAGAAAAUUAUCUUCCUGCUGGAGAAGAAAAAAUUAAAGUCGAAUAAGUAUAUAUUUUUUUAAUUCAGUUGGAAGAAAAAGUAAAUAAAAUAGAACCCUAGGGUCUGUUAAGAAGAAAUGCGCACGCAUCGGAACGAAAAAGGGCGUAAGUGGGCGAAUGUGCGCUAGGGUUGGCCUAGAGCCUACGAUCAAUAGUGACACUGACGUCAAUGUAGUGUCGUCCGCCAUUGGCCCGCACGGCAUUAUUAAAUAAACCUCCGGGGCGAGAGGAGUCGCGCCGCGGGCACAGCACCGCAUCAGGCGGCGGGCCCGCGCACGCUCGCGGCUCGCCGCGCCCGCCAUGGACGACAUGCCGGACCUGUCGCAUCUCACGCCCGAGGAGCGCGCCAUCAUCGAAGGGGUCAUCAUGCGCCAGCGACAGGAGGAACAGCGGGAGCACGAGAUUAUGAGACGGAAACAAGAUGAGGUCGCAGUAUUGGAGCAGACCAUUCGUACGAGGAAUGAAAUGCAGCGGGCAGCUGGCGUUGAAUUAGCCGCCACUUGUCACAUCUGUUUAAAAACAAAAUUCGCAGACGGCGUCGGUCACUCCUGCCAUUACUGCAGAGUGAGGUGCUGCGCUCGAUGUGGUGGCAAGGUCACAUUAAGGUCGAAUAAGGUUAUAUGGGUUUGCAUUCUCUGUCGCAAAAAACAAGAACUUUUAUCAAAAACUGGCCAGUGGAUACACAAGAGCGCUGGGCAGGACUCAAUGUUAUGGCGGAUGGAAUCCGAUAUGCGAGGUCUUCCGCCACAGGUUGAAACUUCUUUAGACAAGCGACCAAAGUUAGAAAGAGCACAUAGUGCCGCAGAAAAAGAGAAUCAACCUUUACAGAGAUCAGGCAGUGCUCUCCGACGACAGUACAGUCAGCAAGAGGCACGCUAUUACGGGGAGUUAGAGGGGCUCGCUCGAACCCAUCCACAUCUAGUUCAUCCCAGACAAAAGGCAGCAUACGGAGUGGAAGACACAGCCAUGGUCCCACCGCCGCAGCCGUCACAGCUGUUGCCGUUGCCUCACCUGGCUGGUGGUCAUCCACCGCUGCCUCCUCGCUCAUCGUCAUCGGACGACGAGGUACCGGAGUGCGUAUCGGAUGAGAACGACGAGUACCGAGACCGUGGACAACUCGAGGCGUGUUCAUCGCUGCGGCAUCCACAACUUCGUAGCUCCACUGUGGCUGCCAACAAUUAUUACAAUUUGACUAAUCAUUCACCGGCGUCAUACUUGCCGGAGGCGCGCGGAGCGUUCGAUCCGUCGAGGUCGGCGCCGGCGGGUGGCCGUAGCUUCGACUCGGUGACAGACUGUCGGUGGCGCGCCCGUGACGACGGCGAGGGUUCGUACUUGCGACCCUACGUGCCCGAUGGGGUCCCGCGUCCCGAUCGUGCCAUUUAUAAGAGUGCUUACUUGUGGGAGGAUUCCUCCGAUAACAGACGUUUCACGGAGAGGAGAAAAAAAACUGUUCGCUUCGAUGGGCACGAGGGGGCCGCGACGUUUCCUCGCGGUGGUCGUGACGCGUCCGGCGCGCCCAACGACUGGGCCUCCCUGCGCUGGGAGUCCGAGAGACAAACCAGCCAGGACUCGGCCACCAAAGACUCAGGCAUCGAUACCUCUAGCACUUUUACUUCCAGUGAAGACUCGAACAGGGGCGAUUGCCCUAAGUUCCCAUUGAGCUGGCAAGUUUCUUCUGACGGCACGCGUAUGGUGGGUCAUAUGGUUCUACGGAAAAGCGUUGUGGAGGGUAGUUCCCAUUCAUCGGCAGCUAUUCUUGGACUAAAAGUAGUAGGGGGAAAGAUGUUACCAGAUGGCACACGGGGUGCCAUUGUUGAAAAAGUCAAGAAAGGGUCAAUUGCAGAUUUAGAAGGACAACUUAGAAUAGGUGAUGAGGUGCUACAGUGGAAUGGGGUUCCGCUGCAGGGUCGUAGCGCGGAAGAGGUUGCUUUAGUUGUUGCUAAUAGUAAACACGACUCCCACGUGGAGCUAGUGGUGUCGCGACCGCUGGCUCCUUCGCGUGUACCAGCUCAGUCCUGGCGUGCACAUAAAGAAGUGUAUACCGAAAUUAUGGGAGGGUGUGAGAAGCCUAGCGUACUGGUGACUUCUCCCGGGUCCCCUGACAUGCACUCUCGAAGACGUUCAGGAAGGCACAACGCUCAUAACGUCAGUGUGGCUGGACGGAUACAGCUUAAAGUCUAUUUCGAUAUUGCGGCUCUUCAGUUAUUAGUGACCGUGGUAUCAGCGAGUAAUCUUAGCCCUCGUAUAGACGGUUCUCCUAGAUGUCCCUAUGCAAAGAUAUUUCUUCUGCCCGAUAAAAGCGAGAAAAGUAAACGACGAACAAAAACUCUAGCAAACACUCUAGAACCGAGGUGGAACCAGACGUUUGUAUAUUGUGGAAUCCGAAUAACAGAUCUGAAAAAGAGAACAUUAGAGGUAACAGUAUGGGACUUAAAUCGUUACGGACCAAAUGAUUUUCUGGGUGAAGUGCUUUUGGAUCUCGACAGCGUUAUGAUGAAUCAUGAGCCAAACUGGUAUAUACUGAAACCACACGAAGACCUGGGUAAUUACAGCCGAUACCCUGAUGAGGAGGUGGACGGGGAGCACCUCUCUCCUCCAUCAACCUCGACGUCCCGUCUGUCGGACUCAGACACUCCUAGCGAGUGCGACCUCCGCAGACACCAUUCAUUGUCCAGCCUCGCCUCCAGCUCGAGUCCGCCGCCAACUCACGAGAUCGAAGGCACACGAUGUAGUAGACGCGAUAUGUCGCCAGCCGGUCGGGUGAGGACUGCCGGCAUGUCAAGAGAACGAAGUGGUUACGUGGCACGUUCGCAGUCAGCGGCGGGAGGGCGCAGUGUGUCUCCUAGACGUUCUCUAUCCCCGCCAGCCUCCGCCCCGCGCUACACAGUGUGUGAAGAGCGCGAGGGGUCUAGGCUGCCGACACACGCGUACGCCCCGCGGUUCCAGUCGCGGUCUGCCACCGCCACCCCCACCACCAGCCCCAAGAAGAGACAACUGCCGCAAAUCCCACACCAGCAGAGUGGCCAGAGGGCAAUGCGCGCUCAAGUGUCCGCGGAUCUUGAAGAACGUAAGUGGAUCGCUCCGCACCACAUUGGCGCCACACUCACCUACCGCAGCACGCCACAAGGAUGGGAGAGGCAUUACGCAGGGUUGUCUGAUUCUGAGCUUGCUGCUCGUGGAGGCAGCUGGGCGCCUCGACGCCGGCUGUCUCCAGAUGCUACAGCUGCUGACUCAGACCUGGAAUCAGUAGCGUCGGUCACAUCCAGCGCUUUCAGCACGCAGUCCGAACGACCGCGACCAACCAGGAUGCUCAGGUACCACCAGCAAGAUAUAUACGGACAAGUAUUCAAUACAAAUAAAUAUUUUAUAUCAUCAUUUUACCUUACACAACGUAUCAUUGAAUCAUUAUCACUAUAUCUUUGUCAUAUAAAUUUGAUACAGAACACGUUAUAUGAUUUGCAUGUGAACUCUAUUGGUUGCUUCCAUGCUUUCCAGCCGGAUGCAAACGCUUCCUGUUGACAGCACUUUUACCUUCCGCAAUAGCUUUACCCCUGCGUCUAUUUGUCAUUAUGAUGAGGCGACGGGCGGGGAAAUAGAUAUUGAAAGUAGCGAUAUAUGUUUUCCUUACGAAUCAUCUAUUUUACAAACUUCUAACACGACUCUACCUGCCCGUCGUCUUCGUCGUAUAUUAAGUCGCAGUUUGUCCGCUGGUAGUAACACAAAACAUUAUAAACUAUUUCCUGAAUAUCAAAAAAGGAACACUUUUUCUGACGAUGAUGACAGCUGCCUUGAUAAUACAGUGGACGAAACAUCAGAAUCAGAUAUCUCAUUUACAAAACCUUCACAGAAAUAUUUCAUGAAACAUAAAUUAAAAAAACAAUCUAGCCUUCCAUUUAACUAUUUUAGAGAUACUGAUUAUAAAGAAAGAAAUAAUCUAAGGUUAAAAAUUAUACCAAGCUUAAGAGAACGUUUUAAAAAAUAUCAGAGUCAUAACUUCUCUAGUAUACCCUAUUUAGAACUUAACAAGUCUAUAUUUGAGAAACAACUAGAUGUAUUGAACCAAAAAUCCCUUGAAACUAUAGAUGACGAGGUAAAUCAUUAUCAUUGCUAUGGAUACGCUAGUGAUGAUAGUAUUGCUGAAACCACAAUUCACGUAGACAUAGACAAAUCAAUGCGAGAUAAUAAACAUGAUCACAAUACUCCUGAAGAAUUGAAUUCAUUCAAUGUAGACCUUCCCAAACAUGGCAUCCGUAAUUUAUAUGCAAACAAAGAACGAAAAAAAGAUUUGUUCUUAAACUUUAGAUCAUAUAAUAAGCAAAGGGGUUAUCAUUUAAUGCCUUUACAUGAUACAAAAAUUGAUAAUUAUCACGACGAUAAAGAAUAUUUAGAGCGUGAAACGAAGAGAAUUGGACAUGUUGAUAAAUUUAAAAGCCACAAAAUUCGUAAGGUUAAUUUAAAUUCUUCAGUAAGUGAACGAAGUCCUGUCAUCUCAUACAAGACAGAUGUUGGUAAUCCAUUUAAAAAUAUCGGAUCAGACCAUACCAAGGCUAAAACAAAAACUUAUAGCCAUUAUAAAUUAGAAAAGGAUAAUAAUGAACAAUGUCAAAUCGAGGUCGUCCCCCGUUCAAUACCAAAAAAUAGACGUGAAAUAGAGUCAUAUCACACCAGAAACGCUCAUAGUCCACUAAAUCCUUUAGACGCAAAUAAUCAUUUAGAUUCUGUGACUAGUAAAAUGGCUAAUGAUUUGUCUGUCGGUCUAUCUCCCACGAACCUCGGCUCGUCUUGUGGUGUGCUUGCAUCCGUCGCCCCGCACCUACCACCCGUCGACACUUACCACUCCACAACUACCGAACAACUGAUGUCUCAUCAUACAU